GCAACUUAGCAAGGCCCUAAAGCAACUCAGCGAGACCCUGUCUCUUAUAUUUUUUUUCUUCUCUUUUUCUAGGCUCGAAAUGCAGAAAAGGCCAUGACGGCCUUAGCCCGAUUUCGCCAAGCUCAAUUGGAAGAAGGAAAAGUGAAGGAAAGAAGACCCUUCCUUGCUUCAGAAUGUACAGAGCUGCCCAAAGCUGAGAAAUGGAGGCGACAGAUCAUUGGAGAGAUCUCCAAAAAAGUAGCUCAGAUUCAGAAUGCUGGUUUAGGUGAAUUCCGAAUUCGCGACCUGAAUGACGAGAUCAACAAGCUGCUGAGGGAGAAGGGACACUGGGAGGUCCGCAUCAAGGAGCUGGGCGGCCCUGAUUAUGGAAAAGUCGGCCCUAAAAUGCUGGAUCAUGAAGGGAAAGAAGUCCCAGGAAACCGAGGUUACAAGUACUUUGGAGCAGCAAAAGAUCUGCCUGGAGUUAGAGAGCUGUUUGAAAAAGAACCUCUUCCUCCUCCCAGAAAGACGCGGGCCGAGCUCAUGAAGGCGAUUGACUUUGAAUACUAUGGGUACCUGGAUGAGGACGACGGUGUCAUCGUGCCCCUGGAGCAAGAGUAUGAGAAGAAACUCAGAGCUGAGCUGGUGGAGAAAUGGAAGGCCGAGAGAGACGCCCGACUGGCCAGAGGGGAGAAGGAGGAGGAGGAGGAGGAGGAGGAGGAGGAGGUCAACAUCUACGCCGUCACAGAGGAGGAGUCGGAUGAGGAAGGCAGCCAGGAGCGGACAGGCGAGGACGGGCAGCAGAAGUUCAUCGCACACGUCCCAGUACCAUCCCAACAGGAGAUCGAAGAGGCGCUCGUGCGCAGGAAGAAGAUGGAGUUGCUGCAGAAGUACGCCAGCGAGACCCUGCAGGCCCAGAGUGAGGAGGCCCGAAGGCUCCUGGGAUAUUAGGCCAGGCUGGUGCCCUCCCAGGAGUCUGGAAGGUGGGCUCGAUGUCUGGCGCCCCUGCAGCCACCCUGCGUGCCAACAGGUGGUGCUUCGAGGAGGCCCUGCUCCCUUCUCACCCUUCAUCUCUUUCCUGGUCUCCUGGGCUAAUCCCCGGGGAGGGCUUUGCCAGCUGCUCCAAAGUGUGUAAAAGGAGCCAGCACGGUGGCCCACGCCGUGAUCCCAGCAGCUCGGGAGGCUGAGGCAGGAGGAUCGAAAGUUGGAGGCCAGCCUCAGCCACGUAACAAGAUCCUAUCUUUCCAUAGAAACUAAGCAGCAGCACGGGGGUGGCUCAGUGGUGGAACGUCACUGGUUCAUUCCCUGGAACCACACACAACAAAAAAAAAGUGUUGAUUUUUUUUCUAGAAAAUUGAGAUGCUGGGUUGACCCUGAACCCUCCCCCAUGGGCCGCCAGCCAGAGUGGCCCUGUCCCUCUGGGCCCUGCGCUGGCUCUGACUACCCCAGCCUGCUUCCCGUCUCCCGCCCAGGGACCAAGACCACUGAACUGGUCCCUUCUGUUUUCUAACCUGUUCUGCACACAACUAUUUUUAUUAAAGAUUUUUAUAAGAAAGAGGAA
Molecule: messenger RNA, 1540 nt
Organism: Ictidomys tridecemlineatus (thirteen-lined ground squirrel)
Lineage: Eukaryota; Metazoa; Chordata; Mammalia; Rodentia; Sciuridae
Source: RefSeq, a predicted model, not a curated record